ACAAUUAAUAACCGGACCAAACAGUUUAGCAGCCAUGCAUUACAUUUUUAGUUAUGUUUAGUAGCUAGCUAGCUUGGUUCUUAACAACUCACUGAAAUAGCACACUUCGUUUGUAAGAGAGAAAUCCUGAUUGCCAAGUCAUGAUUCAGGUAGAGACAGGAGUCUACAUCGGGGCAGCAUCUGACCUGAAAGAUGCCCAGGACCUGACCAAUGCUGGCAUCACCCACAUACUCACAGUGGACUCAGAGCAGCCAGCUUCACCUGAUGGGCCAUUUAGGAUGAAGUAUGUCUAUUCCCUGGACGAGUCCUCCACAGACCUACUCAGCCACCUUGAUGACUGCAUACGCUUCAUAUGUGAUGCUUGCGAGGCAUCCAAAUCUGUCCUUGUGCAUUGCCACGUAGGGCAAAGUCGGAGUGCGGCGGUGGUGACUGCUUACUUGAUGAAAUGUCAUAAAAUGAACUUCGGCGAUGCCUAUGCCAAACUCCAGCAACUUAAACCUGAUGUAAAGAUGAAUGAUGGGUUUGUGGACCAGUUAGCACUAUAUGAGUCAUUGGGUUGUGAAGUAGAUGUCACCAGCCCCCAGUACAAGCAGUACAGACUCCAGAAACUCACAGAGAAAUACCCAGAGCUUCAGAAUGUCCCAAAGGAGUUGUUUGCAGUGGACCCUUACCUAAGCACCUGUUCUGAGGUGGUAUACAGGUGUAAAAAAUGUCGACGGACACUGUUCCGCGCUUCCAGUAUCCUCAGUCACACUAUUGGCAAUGGACCGACCUCUUUUGCCUAUAAGAAGAUGAGUAACCUACCGAGUGGGGACCAGACCCAAUGUACUUCCUACUUCACUGAGCCUGUCCAGUGGAUGGAACAGGCCUUGUUAGGGGUGAUGGAUGGACAGAUCUUGUGCCCAAAGUGUAGCUCCAAGUUGGGCUCAUUCAGCUGGUGUGGGGAGCAGUGUUCCUGUGGUCGAUGGGUGACUCCAGCCUUCCAGAUGCAUAAAAACAGAGUGGAUGAAAUCAAACACAUCAGUAUAGCCACACUCAAAUCAUGAAAAUGUAAAAAUGAUUCAUAUCUGUAAUAAAUUGAUCAGAAUAGCUGUC
Molecule: messenger RNA, 1095 nt
Organism: Oncorhynchus nerka (sockeye salmon)
Lineage: Eukaryota; Metazoa; Chordata; Actinopteri; Salmoniformes; Salmonidae
Product: dual specificity protein phosphatase 12
Exons: 7
Coding region: 141-1046 (301 amino acids)
Biological process (GO): protein dephosphorylation
Cellular component (GO): nucleus
Molecular function (GO): protein tyrosine/serine/threonine phosphatase activity
Source: RefSeq, a predicted model, not a curated record